UUUUAUAGCCUUUUUAAACAUAAACAUAACCUCCUCUUUUCGGGUAAUACUCGAGUUCUCCAAAUUUUUAGAUCUCUCUUGUAAACUAUACUACUCUUUCUCAUCUCCUUGGUGUGUUCAAUCCUUCUACGUACUAUGGCAUUUUUUCAAUAGUUUUCAAAGAAGAUAGAGGUGAUCAGGUGUGUGUCCGCUCAGUACGUGCGAUAAUUUCUCCAAAACUCCGACUGAAACAUUCAACAGGAGCAGGUGCAGGUGCAGAAGAGAAGAAAGAGAGAGAUUGAGAAAGAUGGCCGGGGAUCAGAUGCAGGUGCUGAACGCCCUGGACGUGGCGAAGACGCAGUGGUACCACUUCACGGCGAUCGUCAUCGCCGGCAUGGGCUUCUUCACCGACGCCUACGACCUCUUCUGCAUCUCCCUCGUCACCAAGCUCAUCGGCCGCGUCUACUACUACGUCCCGGGCUCGCCGUCCCCGGGCAAUCUCCCCCCUCGCGUCUCCUCCGCCGUCAAUGGCGUCGCCUUCGUCGGCACCCUCUCGGGCCAGCUCUUCUUCGGCUGGCUCGGCGACAAGCUCGGCCGCAAGAGCGUCUACGGCAUGACCCUCCUCCUCAUGAUCCUCUGCUCCGCCGCCUCCGGCCUCUCCUUCGGCCGCUCCCCCUCCACCGUCAUGUCCACGCUCUGCUUCUUCCGCUUCUGGCUCGGCUUCGGCAUCGGCGGCGACUACCCGCUCUCUGCCACCAUCAUGUCCGAGUACGCCAACAAGCGCACCCGCGGCGCCUUCAUCGCCGCCGUCUUCGCCAUGCAGGGCUUCGGCAUCCUCGCCGGGGGGAUGUCGGCCAUAGUCGUCUCCUACGCCUUCAAGCGCAGAUUCCCCGCCCCCGCCUACGCCGACGACCCAGCGGGCUCCACCGUGCCACAGGCCGACUACGUCUGGCGCCUCAUCCUCAUGUUCGGCUCCGUCCCAGCCGCCAUGACCUACUACUGGCGGAUGAAGAUGCCCGAGACCGCGCGGUACACCGCGCUCGUCGCGAAGAACGCCGAGCGUGCCGCCGCCGACAUGGCGAAGGUGCUGCAGGUCGACGUCGACAACGACCGACAACCGAAGACUACCGCCGCCGCCGCUGCCGUCGUCGGUGCGGUGCGGGCAGACGGCGGCAAAGACUUCGGGCUAUUCUCGAGGGAGUUCGUCCGGCGGCACGGGCUCCACCUGGUCGGCACGGCCAGCACGUGGCUGCUGCUUGACGUCGCCUACUACUCGCAGAACCUCUUCCAGAAGGACAUCUUCAGCGCCAUCGGCUGGAUCCCGGAGGCCGCGACGAUGAACGCGCUGGAAGAGCUCUACUACAUCGGGCGCGCGCAGACGCUCAUCGCCCUCUGCGGCACCGUCCCGGGCUACUGGUUCACCGUUGGCCUCAUCGACAUCCUCGGCCGGUUCACGAUCCAGGUCGUCGGCUUCUUCAUGAUGACGGCGUUCAUGCUCGGCCUCGCCGUGCCGUACCACCACUGGACCACCGAGGGCAACCACACCGGCUUCGUCGUCAUGUACGCCUUCACCUUCUUCUUCGCCAACUUCGGGCCCAACAGCACCACGUUCAUCGUGCCCGCCGAGAUAUUCCCCGCGAGGCUCCGCGCCACGUGCCACGGGAUCUCGGCGGCGUCGGGGAAGCUCGGGGCGAUCGUCGGCUCGUUCGGGUUCCUCUACCUGGCGCAGAGCCGGGACCCGGCGAAGACCGACCGCGGCUACCCCCCGGGGAUCGGCGUGCGCGACUCGCUCUUCCUGCUCGCCGCCUGCAGCUUCUGCGGCCUCGCCUUCACCUUCCUCGUGCCGGAGUCGAAGGGAAAGUCGCUCGAGGAGAUGUCCGGAGAGAUCAACGAGGAAGAGGUGUGAGAUCGAAGAAAAAAAAGAAAAAAUUUACGACCGAACACCACUCCACAGUGUGAUCACCGGGAUCACAACUGUCUCCGUCGCUUUAAAUUUCCAGCUAAUUAAUAAACUGAUCGAUGUUGUAUGCUCUCUUUCUUUUUCUUUUUUUUUUUAUAAAUAUAUGUUUUGGUUUUGUAAUUAGGAAUCCAUGAGCUCUCUCGGAAAGAAUGGCACGAAAGAGUACGUAACAUUAGAUAGCUUAUUAUGGUUUUCGUUUUUUCGGUUUGUAAUAUUUUAUGUCCGGAGCGUAUCAU
Messenger RNA from Ananas comosus (pineapple), 2175 nucleotides. Its product is annotated as probable inorganic phosphate transporter 1-7. The record is from RefSeq and is a predicted model, not a curated record. Lineage: Eukaryota; Viridiplantae; Streptophyta; Magnoliopsida; Poales; Bromeliaceae. The coding region runs from base 287 to 1885 and encodes 532 amino acids. Gene Ontology annotation, cellular component: membrane. Gene Ontology annotation, molecular function: phosphate transmembrane transporter activity. The transcript has 3 exons. Gene Ontology annotation, biological process: phosphate ion transport; transmembrane transport.